Rhipicephalus sanguineus (brown dog tick) is the source of this 1659-nucleotide messenger RNA. RefSeq names its product guanine nucleotide-binding protein G(i) subunit alpha-like. Gene Ontology annotation, biological process: adenylate cyclase-modulating G protein-coupled receptor signaling pathway. Gene Ontology annotation, molecular function: GTPase activity; G-protein beta/gamma-subunit complex binding; GTP binding. Gene Ontology annotation, cellular component: heterotrimeric G-protein complex. The record is from RefSeq and is a predicted model, not a curated record. Lineage: Eukaryota; Metazoa; Arthropoda; Arachnida; Ixodida; Ixodidae.
UACUUCCGGUGCGCGCCUCGACAUCCGGCAACAGGUUUGAAAACUUCAUUCGCCGGAGUUGAUGCCCGUUUGCACAGCUCGUGCCUCUUUCUCGGCACAGUUAAAUGCGCUGGCUGUGAUGUCUCCUGACGUGCGAUAACCGACUACGUAUUCACUACGAGCGUCCAACUUGUACCGGAAAGGGAAACGACCGUGGGAGUGGUGUGAAACCGCCGGUUAGGCCUAGCCGCAGCUGCCGGGCAGUCGACAUGGGUUGUGCCGUGAGUACCGCCGCCGACAAGGAGGCUGCCGAGCGUUCCAAAAAGAUCGACAGAGACCUUCGAGCCGAUGGCGAAAGACAAGCGAGGGAAGUCAAGCUCCUGCUGCUGGGUGCUGGGGAGUCCGGAAAGAGCACCAUUGUCAAACAGAUGAAGAUAAUCCACGAGUCUGGCUACACGGCAGACGAAUGCAAGCUCUACCGGCCCGUGGUGCACAGCAACACCAUCCAGAGCCUGCUGGCCAUCAUCCGUGCCAUGGGACAGCUCAAGAUUGACUUCAAGGACCCCAGUCGAGCGGAUGACGCCCGCCAGUUCUUCACGGUGGCAGGAGCGACGUCGUCACAAGAGUGUGAGAUCACACCGGAGCUGGCCUCCCUGAUGAAGCGCCUCUGGCAGGACCCAGGGGUCCAGCACUGCUUUGCCCGCUCACGGGAGUACCAGCUAAACGACUCAGCCUCAUACUACCUGAAUGCAUUGGACCGCAUCUCACAGCCAAGCUACACACCAACACAGCAGGACGUGCUACGAACGAGGGUCAAGACAACGGGCAUUGUCGAGACACAUUUUGUCUUCAAGGAGUUGCACUUCAAGAUGUUUGAUGUAGGAGGCCAGCGGUCUGAACGCAAGAAGUGGAUCCACUGCUUUGAAGGAGUGACUGCCAUCAUCUUCUGUGUGGCCCUGAGCGGCUACGACCUCGUACUGGCUGAGGACGAGGAAAUGAACCGGAUGAUUGAGAGCAUGAAGCUGUUUGACUCCAUCUGCAACAACAAGUGGUUUGUGGAGACGUCCAUCAUCCUCUUCCUCAACAAGAAGGACCUCUUCGAGGAGAAGAUCACCCGGUCACCACUCACCAUCUGCUUUCCAGAGUACACAGGCAGCAACACGUACGAAGAAGCGGCCGCCUACAUACAAAUGAAGUUUGAGUCACUGAACAAGCGCCGGGACACCAAGGAGAUCUACACACACUUCACGUGUGCUACCGACACCAACAAUAUCCAGUUUGUGUUUGACGCUGUGACUGACGUCAUCAUCAAGAACAAUCUGAAGGACUGUGGUCUCUUCUGAAUGCAAAAGGCAACGUGUCGAUGGCCCCUCCUCUUGACAGCAGGAUCACUGUCUGUUACCGUUGCCAAAGCCACUUGCAUAGUGGUGUCAGAUGAAACUGGAUGGUGACCUGCUGCCGUCUUAUGCACCAGGUGUUCCUGUGGAAGGGAAGCAAGUGGACUGCCAAAGAAGAGGGCAGGGAUGCUCCGUGGCAUGUGGUUCGAGUCGAGGCGUGAAUUUAUUCCCGUGCAAUGCUGUCGCUUGCAUGAAUUGCAUUUCUUUUAUAUAUUUUAUGCCUUGUGUUCAGCAGUCACAGCCGCAACACUUAUCUUCUUUCUAGCCCCCCCCACUUAUUUUU